Molecule: messenger RNA, 666 nt
Organism: Sordaria macrospora k-hell
Lineage: Eukaryota; Fungi; Ascomycota; Sordariomycetes; Sordariales; Sordariaceae
Molecular function (GO): FMN binding; riboflavin reductase (NADPH) activity
Source: RefSeq, a predicted model, not a curated record
AUGCGCGGCAUGACUAUGUCCUCCCUCACAUGCCUGGGCCUUUCACCCUCGCCCAUUGUGAGCUUCAACAUCACUCAUCCGUCCCGAACGUUGGACGCAUUGCGCGCCAGCAGGCGGUUUAAUAUCCACAUCCUUACGGAUGAUAUUGCGGGCGCGGCGAUUGCGGACUGGAUGACCAGGGGGAACAGUGAAGGACCAGAAAGGGUGUUCAAAGGACUGGAGAGUGAAUGCGGGUGUGUGGUCGCCAACCAUGAGGAUCUGGAUAUGCGUAGGGACGAUGGGGAGGCGCCUCUGCUGGACGGGGAUGGAGUGCUCUAUGUCAUGCGAUGCAGGGUAUUAGAGGAGCCUAUGGAGGGCUUUAUCCCCGUCGGGGAUCACGUUAUCGUGCUGGGAGAGGUCGAGGAGAUCGUUGAGGGGCUUGGUGUUAGGGGCGGGACAGAAGAAGGGGAAGAGGUGAACUCAUUGGAUCCUGUUGACCUGGAUAACUCCGAGGGAAGGGAUAUAGACCCAUACCAGUUUGGACUGGUGUAUGCGGACAGGAGGUAUAGACAGUUGGGGAGCUGUAUAGUGCCGGUGCAUGGUCCAGUCAGGAGUACUCACGAAGACGGGCCCGUGAGGACGACUAGUAGUAGGAUUAGUACACUUCCCGAAACGACAAACUCUUAA